UAGCUGUUGUCCUAACUACUUGCUGUAGGAGGCACUGCAGCCACGCAACAAUCUUUGCCCGACUUCCACAAAUCCCCGGUUUGAGCAAGAUAUUUGCGAUCCGAGCAAGUCCGCAAUCUCCUUCCUGACGGCCACCUGCGACAUGCUCCAUAAUCAUAAUCUGUGCGCCGCUGCUCUCCCGUUGGGUCUCGUGUACCUAAAGGACGCGUUGCAAAUCUCCGUUCCAAACAUUCCCCGCGCUUAAAUGUAAUUGACGUUGAGUUUCAACAACAGGACGUUUGUCACGUCAGCGUGAUUUAUCUCGUGUAAAUGAUCUCAUGGAAAAUGAAGCUCUCUAUGAUCCUCUUUCGCAGUCUGUGUAUCCGGUCGUCCAUCAGCUAAAAGUUGCACACUUUCACGCGGCAUCAGACGUGGAGAUGAGUCUUAAAAUUUACGGAGCUUGGCGAAUAGACGGCAAGAAGGAUGUGAGACUGAGACAGCAUGCUAAAUAAUGAGGGAGGGGGAGAGAGAGAGAGAGAGAGGCAACGUGAAGCUACUCACACAGCAGUCGGAUGCUGACAUACUCUUGACGACGGAGAGGAUGCGACGCGUGGACCGGUGGAAUCGGCGGCGUGAUCAGACGAGCCGGCAGGAACACAAAAAGGAGCCGAACCGUAGCGACGGCAGAAUUUGAACUGGCGCCGAGCUUGGAGAUCAUGGAUUUUAAUCGGAGCCUUGAGGCUGAGCCAAAGGGCCUGGGAUCGAACGCGAGUACGGACGACGCGGAGUACCCGGAUCCCGAUGCCAGUAAAAUCAUCAUUCCCUCCAUCUACGCCAUUGUCUGCUGCGUGGGCCUGACGGGAAACGGCAUGGUCAUUUACGUCAUUCUCAAGUACGCAAAAAUGAAGACGGCCACCAACAUUUACAUCCUCAACUUGGCCGUCGCCGAUGAACUCUUCAUGCUGAGCGUCCCCUUUUUCGCCACGUCGGCCGCCGUGCGUCGCUGGCCCUUCGGCUCGCUCAUGUGCAGGCUGGUGCUGAGCGUCGACGGCGUCAACAUGUUCACGUCCAUCUUCUGCCUCACCGUGUUGAGCGUGGACCGCUACGUGGCCGUGGUGCACCCCAUCAAGGCCGCCCGGUACCGCCGACCCACCGUGGCCAAAAUGGUCAACGUUUGCAUCUGGGCGCUGUCGCUGGUGGUCAUCCUGCCCAUCAUCAUCUUCGCGGACACCGUCCCGGCCCAGGACGGCGCCGUGGACUGCAACUUCCUCUGGCCGGAGGAGUCCUGGUCCGAAGCCUUUGUCGUCUACACCUUCCUUUUGGGGUUUCUCCUCCCCGUGGGGGCCAUAUGUCUGUGCUACUGCCUCAUGGUGGCCAGGAUGCGAGCGGUGGGCCUAAAAGCCGGCUGGCUUCAACGCCGGACCUCCGAGAAGAAGAUCACUCGCAUGGUGCUGCUGGUGGUGGCCGUGUUCAUCCUCUGCUGGAUGCCCUUCUACGUCAUCCAGCUGGUCAGCGUCUUCCGUGGGCCGCCGGACCCCGUGGUCACCCAGCUUUUCGUCAUCCUGAGCUACGCCAACAGCGGCGCCAACCCCAUCCUCUACGGCUUCGUGUCCGAUCACUUCCGCCGCUCCUUCCAGCGCAUCGCGUGUUUCCGCUGGCUGGAGUCCGGCGCGGACGCCGAGCAGGUGGAUUACCGCGCCGUGGGGGUCAAGGGACGAGCCGCGUGCCCCCGGCUGGAUUUCCCCAAGGACCUCGCCGCCUCUGACGCGCCGUUUCGCAACGGGACGAAUACCUCGCGCACCACCGCCGUGUGAAGACCUCCCCCCAAACGAAAAGUCUGCGUCCAGAGACUAAAUAAAAUCUUCAUCGUGAUUGUGAAUGUUGCGUUCUGUAGUUCCAAAACCGUUUGUGUCUUUUCACUACAACGGAAACAGACUGGCAUCUUGACUUACAAGUGCCCCAAUUUAGUAUUUUUUAAAAACUUGUUUCCAUGUUUGUUCAUACUGUAUAACUGUACCUAAAGUACAGCAUAUUGCCCUUCAAUUGUACGCGGUAGUUGAUCAUGAUUGCAAGUACAGUGCAGUAGACUACAUUGUUUCCAUUUGUUUGUCUGCAUGUACAGUAGAUGGAAAUUCAUGCAAAAUGUUUAUGGACUUGCUGCAGCUUCUUAAAUUGCAAAUAAAAUGACAAAACUCCCCCCCCCCCGAAAAGGACAAAAGAACAGCCUCUGGGUCCGAAAGAAUGACACAUUAGAUUGCCGUCACGUCACUUUUGCAAAGGUGAACUAUUGCGACCGCCUUUUGUUUUGAAAUGCUUCAUCACUUCUCAGCAGGA
Syngnathoides biaculeatus (alligator pipefish) is the source of this 2313-nucleotide messenger RNA. It is a transcript of the gene sstr1b, whose product is annotated as somatostatin receptor 1b. Bases 696 to 1793 code for a protein of 365 amino acids. Gene Ontology annotation, cellular component: membrane; neuron projection. The record is from RefSeq and is a predicted model, not a curated record. Gene Ontology annotation, biological process: neuropeptide signaling pathway; cellular response to glucocorticoid stimulus. The transcript has 2 exons. NCBI's taxonomy places the organism in Eukaryota, Metazoa, Chordata, Actinopteri, Syngnathiformes, Syngnathidae. Gene Ontology annotation, molecular function: neuropeptide binding; somatostatin receptor activity.